AUUACCGCGUUUAUCUCUGUAACUCUGGUAGUAUUCUUUCGCCUUCACCAUGGUCAAUGUUGCGAUUGCAGGAGGGACCGGGGGCGUUGGCCGCACCAUUUUUGAAGUAUUGAGUGAUUCCUCGGAACAUAAGACAUUUGUUCUUUCACGAAAGUCGUUGAGUGAAGACCAUUUUCUCACAGUCGACUACUCCGACAUUGACCGAUUGGUCUCUGUUUUGGAAGCAAACGAUAUCAAUACAAUAAUUUGCGCUUUCGGAGUUAAUGACAGCUCCCUCUCAAGCAGCCAGAUGAAUUUGAUUGAGGCUGCUACAAAGUCAAAAUCAGUUAAGAGAUUUAUUCCAAGCGGCUUCGCUAUAAGCUACCCGAAAGAGAGCACCCAAGUCCUUCCUCAACUCAAGGAUUACUUCAAAGCAACCGAAGUUCUCCGGGAAUCCGGGUUGCAAUGGACCGUCUUCGUCAACGGUAUUUUUCUGGACUACUUCGGGCCGCCCGAGAUGAUCUCCUAUCUCAAGCCCAACGUGUUCGUAGUCGAUCUCGCCAACAAUGUUGCGGGAAUCCCCGGCGACGGUAACACUCCAGUCACGUUUACCUAUACAUUCGAUCUGGCGAAGUACGUCCUUGCCAUAUUAAGUCUUGGCGAGUGGCCAGAGGAAAGCCGAGUCAUCGGAGAUGAAAUGACAUGGAAGGAAUUCGUUGCGCUGGCUGAGGAUUUCAAAGGGUCGAAAUUUGAGAUCCACUACGACAGCGUUGAGAAAUUAAACCGGUUCGAAAUCACUGAAUUGCCGGGUCAUCGAGCUCUUUAUGAUAACUUCCCGAAGAAAGCGUUCCAAUGGUUUAUGUCGAUAUUUGAGCUCUACACUGCUGAUGGGAGCUCGAGUGUACCCAGGGCCGGCUCACUGAACGAACGCUUUCCGGACAUACAGCCGCUGACCGUAAGGGAGAUGCUGGGACGUUACUGGAGAUGAGACGUUGUUGCACCGGACUGCUCUAUAUUCAUAGGACUCUUGGUAGGAGUGAAUAUUUUACAAAUACCAAGAACCAAAAAUGCAAAUAAAAAUAUCGCUGGUGGUCACAUACCCAACUACGAACCGGCAGGCGUGUGGUUUAACACCCCAACAAGUAACUCCUCAACGGAAG
Aspergillus ruber CBS 135680 is the source of this 1139-nucleotide messenger RNA. Its product is annotated as nmrA-like family protein. The record is from RefSeq and is a predicted model, not a curated record. The transcript has 4 exons. The coding region runs from base 50 to 967 and encodes 305 amino acids. Lineage: Eukaryota; Fungi; Ascomycota; Eurotiomycetes; Eurotiales; Aspergillaceae.